ACUGCACGUUCAACGGGACGGCAUACCCGGACGGCGCAACGCUUGACACGAGUUGCCUGAUACUGACAUGUGUGGAGGGUAUUUGGAGGCCAACAGGAUUAAUAAGCAAUAACUGUUCAAUGUGUACAAUCAGAAAUGACCCGCAUUUCACCGACUUCGAUCGUUGUUCCUUUGACUUCCACGGCACCUCGGAAUACUGCGUCGCCAUGAACGUCAAUGCCUAUGGAGUGACUGCCGGGUUCUAUCAGUGCAAUAGCUUCGCUUCCUGUCUGGACGUCGUUACGUACAAAGAUGAUGUAAAUACAGUCAUCACAUUCAACAGAAACGGCGGAGAUACGGUAACGAAGGGGAAAACGGGAAUUGUAGGUGACAGAGAGGGACUCUCGUCGAAUGGUGACCCUUUCACAGUUACCAAUUUUGUCCAAAAUGUGGAAUCCGCCGGUGGAGUCGUUCACCCGGUCCUUGCAUGGAAAGAUACUACCAGCUGCAUUCGUAUGAUAGGAACUCGGGGUUUAGCGCUAAAAUUCUGCAGUUAUAUGUUGUAUGUUUGGGCCCAAACCGACAUCCUCGGAGACCUGAAGGGCCUGUGCCUCUCCGGCCGUGCGUUUAACGUCAAGCCCACAGGCUACUUCCAAAAACUGCCUGUUUCGAAAGCAGAAAUCAACAUGUGGGGCGAAUCGCUACUAGUUUCAGACUCAUCCACUACCACGUCCACACCAUUCGAAACCACUACUGCCCACUAG
This is a messenger RNA of Penaeus monodon (black tiger shrimp), 743 nucleotides long. RefSeq lists its product as uncharacterized. Gene Ontology annotation, cellular component: extracellular matrix. The record is from RefSeq and is a predicted model, not a curated record. Lineage: Eukaryota; Metazoa; Arthropoda; Malacostraca; Decapoda; Penaeidae.